This is a messenger RNA of Entrophospora sp. SA101, 459 nucleotides long. NCBI's taxonomy places the organism in Eukaryota, Fungi, Glomeromycota, Glomeromycetes, Entrophosporales, Entrophosporaceae. The record is from the annotation of a GenBank genome assembly.
AUGAUAAGACAUUUCGAAUAUUUUGCUGGUGAACGACGUCUUCUUCAAAUAGCCUCACUCUCUUUUUUGAAAGAUACACGUCUUGGAAUUGAUGGUGCACAUUGGUUACGUAAACUAUUGCAAACAUGUGCUAAAGAGCCUGCUAUUGCUGCAUUAGGAGCUACAAGGCGCUCAGAAUUUAGUAAUCCUUUAAGAAAAUUUAAGUUAGUUUUUCUUGGUGAACAAAGUGUUGGAAAAACCUCAUUAAUAACAAGAUUUAUGUAUGACACAUUUGAUAAUACAUAUCAAGCAACGAUUGGAAUUGAUUUUUUAUCAAAAACAAUGUACUUAGAAGAUAGAACUGUUAGAUUACAAUUAUGGGAUACAGCAGGACAAGAAAGAUUUAGAAGUUUAAUUCCUAGUUAUAUUCGAGAUUCCUCGGUUGCGGUAGUCGUUUUUGAUAUUACAAUUCAUUUAUGA